GGGCUUUUGAGUACCUAGUCUGAGUUUCCGGGAGCGGCCCUUAGCAAGGCACCAUCCGGAAGUGUCCGUGUUGUGGCGGAAGGAGGCGCUUUCUGGGAGCAGCAGGUUCUGAAGGAAGCGUGCCUGGCAAAGAUGAUUCAGGCGAUUCUGGUUUUCAACAACCAUGGGAAGCCGCGGCUGGUCCGCUUCUACCAGCGUUUCCCAGAAGAAAUUCAACAGCAGAUUGUUCGAGAGACUUUCCAUUUGGUCCUCAAGCGAGAUGACAACAUCUGUAACUUCUUGGAGGGUGGAAGUUUGAUUGGUGGCUCUGACUACAAACUGAUUUACCGGCACUAUGCUACCCUCUACUUUGUAUUUUGUGUGGAUUCAUCAGAGAGUGAACUUGGGAUCUUGGACCUCAUUCAGGUUUUUGUAGAGACUCUGGAUAAGUGUUUUGAAAAUGUAUGUGAAUUGGAUUUGAUCUUCCAUAUGGAUAAGGUGCACUACAUCCUCCAAGAGGUGGUGAUGGGUGGGAUGGUAUUGGAAACAAACAUGAAUGAAAUUGUGGCUCAGAUUGAAGCUCAAAACAGGCUGGAGAAAUCAGAGGGUGGCCUUUCAGCAGCACCUGCACGGGCUGUGUCGGCUGUGAAGAACAUCAACCUGCCUGAGAUCCCACGGAACAUUAACAUUGGUGAUCUCAACAUCAAAGUCCCCAACCUGUCCCAGUUUGUCUGAGGGUGGAGGGUUGGGCUGAAUUGGAGUCCUUAAGACAAGCAAAACCAUUUAAGUCCGGAAACCACCCAUUUUGAGCCUUAGAAGAGUCAAGCCUCAGGACCUUGAACCUUUCUGUCUGGGAAGACCGUUUGGAGUGAGGAAGGGAUUCAGAUGCCACUGCAUGGUGUGCUCAGUUCUCACACUUGGCAGUCAUGCCACUGAUAUACAUGGCCACUGGAGACGUGAGUGGGGAGUCAGCGUGGCGCAGUUUAUCUCCUGUACACAGCUGCUCCCAGGGACUGAGGACUGUGGAUCGAGCCCACCGUGUCCCAGUGCUUUCUCUGACUAAAAUCAUCUUCCUUAGCACCACAGGCUUCUGAGGUCCCCUGGCACUUACUUGUGACAAAACACCUUAAGGAAGACAACCAGCCCUUCAGACCUGGGGAUGUGGCGAAUGACAAGUAAGGACAGGGUUUAUGAGAACCACAGAUACCUGCUGGCUCUCCUGGUUGUACCCAGAAUCCUUUUGUAUAGCCAAGCUUUCUGGUCACCAUCUCCUGCCAAAUACAUCCUUUAUGUCCCCAGUUCUGUUCUCACAGGUGUUUAUGUGCAGGACAGAGUCUAAAUCAUAAGCCUGGUGCAUUUCACCAUACGUCUGCCGGUAGGGAAGAUAACUCUUACCACAGUUCGAGAGGUCCUUCUCCCAGAGAAGAGGCUCUGUCUCUGUUGGAGAUGAAAACUGCCAGUGUGUGGAACAAACCAGAAUUAUGAUGCUUCCCAAGUUUAAAACACAUUUCCUUUCUCAGAGCAGAGGGUCCAGUUGCUGUGUUGUGAAUGAUGAGUCCCCCCCAUAAGUAGGAGACCCACUGCCACCGGUGCCAGCUUCUGGAACAUGAGAGCUGGGGCUCCUUGCAGGGUCCAGACCAGGAGCACGCUGGUGAGGACUGGAGCAGGGCUACAUCUUCUCCCUCCCUGAGCUUGACUUUGGAUGCUCCCAGUUCCCUCAGGUGACGGUCUCCCAGGGCUUUGGAGGCCUAUAAAUGUUUACAUGUGCCUAGAGUCUUUCUUCCUGUAGCUAAUUUGAAGCUAAAACUGCUGCUCAUAGUAGGGCCUCAUACUCCACACUGUCCCACUGGCCAGGUCUCAGGGAUGCUGUGAGCUGCCUUGAGAUUAGGUAGCUGACUGCCCUUUCACAGAAGUCUCCCAGCCUGGGGACCCAAACUGGUUCCUCAGGCCUCCUGACGCAAUUGCAGAGCAGGCCUGAGAUGGUGCCCAUCAGGACCCUGUGUCAGGGCCACAUCAUUUUUCUUUUUUGAACAGCACUUCCCAUGGUUUGUGCCCAUUUCUCUCUGCAGCUUUCUGUCCUAACUCCUUCAGUAUCUCUGUAGUAAUCUCAGAGACAGGCAGCUGGCCAGAAGGUGGGCCUCUGGUAGGUAUGGGAAAAGGGAGAGUAGAUGAAUCAAUCUGAUGCCAGAACCUCUCGUACCAUUCCCCUAAAGGGUUUGAUUUUUUUUUUUUUUUUUUCCGGUAGACAUUUCAGCACAUUGGUAUCCUUUCAUGUUUGCUGAGCGUGAACUAGGAAUAAAAGAAGGCAACUGAUGCCAUGCGCGGUGGCGCACACCUGUAAUCCCAGCAGCUCAGGAGGCUGAGGCAGGAGGAUUGCAAGUUCAAAGCCAGCCUCAACAACUUAGCAAGGCGCUGAGCAACUCAGUGAGACCCUGUCUCUAAAUAAAAUACCAAAAAGGGCUGGGGAUGGGGCUCAGUGGUCGAAUGCCCCUGAGUUCAGUCUCUGGUGCAGAAAAAAAAAAAAGACAACUGAUAUUUACUCUGCACCUGCUAGCACCUACUAGAAGGUGAAAUAAGCAAGAU
This is a messenger RNA of Sciurus carolinensis (gray squirrel), 2562 nucleotides long. RefSeq names its product adaptor related protein complex 3 subunit sigma 2 (gene Ap3s2). The transcript is spliced from 6 exons. Gene Ontology annotation, biological process: intracellular protein transport; Golgi to vacuole transport. Gene Ontology annotation, cellular component: intracellular membrane-bounded organelle; membrane coat; AP-3 adaptor complex. Bases 133 to 714 code for a protein of 193 amino acids. NCBI's taxonomy places the organism in Eukaryota, Metazoa, Chordata, Mammalia, Rodentia, Sciuridae. The record is from RefSeq and is a predicted model, not a curated record.